GGACAAAUUCGCAUGCAGGCACAUCGUACGAUUUUAAGCUCUUAGCAUAAUCAAAGUUUAUCCAUAUUUUCUACAGGUUGCCAUUAGGGCACUCAUCAACAAUCUGCUCCGAAAGUUACUUGAAGUUAGCUGGUGUGAAAUGUGAAUUUGAAUGAGAACUUCCACAUUUCGGUUUCGAGUUUGAUUGUUUCAGUUUGUAGACAGAUGAACUAAGCCUUCAGAGACAAGAACUUUUCUUCUGAGUUGGAUAUAAGAUAUACAUUGAGAAUGCGGGACCGGACCAAAGAUCUUGGCAAUCCUGCUGAUGUGUCAGAUGAUGAUGUAGAAACCACAGCUCUCAUGAUAAAGCCUGGUUCUGGGAACUCUGCAAAAGAAGAGAAAGAAAAUGAGAGCUUCUUUAAAAAGGUUCAGGAAAUUCGAGAGGGUCUUCAAACUCUUAAGAAGAAGGUGUCUGAAUUAGAGAACAAGCAGAAAACAGUGUUAGGAGUCGCACUCCCAGAGGACGGCAUGAAAAAGGAACUUCAGUCCUUUAGGGAAGACAUCAAAGGCAUGGCCUUCCAGAUCCAAAGGAAGUUAAAAAGCAUUGAAAUUAAGAAAUCUGAAGAUGAUGAAACAUAUAUUCCUAUAAACUUAAGAAUGCAGAGAGCCCAGCAUGGUGUUUUGUCUCGCGAAUUUUUCGAGUUGAUGGGUCACUGUAACACAAUUCAAGCCCAAUACAGAGACAGAAAUGUCGAGAGGAUACAAAGACAACUCAAAAUCACCGGUAACAAUGUGACUGAUGAGAAGCUGGAAUCGAUGCUUGAGAGUGGGCAAACGGAUGUUUUCACACAAAAUAUUUUGAAUGAUACUCAAGCAACCAGGCAGGCUCUGAAUGAGAUUGAGUCACGGCAUGACGAGAUCAUCAAAUUGGAGAGAAGCAUCAAAGAGCUGCAUGAAAUGUUUCAAUACCUUGCAAUGGAAGUAGAAGCACAGGGUGAGAUGGUGGACCGGAUUGAGGAGAACAUAAAGAAUUCUCAUAACUAUGUAGAAAAGGCUGUUGCAGAAACAGCUGAGGCUGUAGAAUCUUCAAAAAAAGUGUUCAAGAAAAAGUUAUGGAUUGCAGGAUGCCUUGCUAUUUUACUAGUUAUCAUAGCCAUUAUUUUGGCUAUCACCUUUGGUUAAGUGUGCCUUUUCAGCAGACCAAACAUUUAGUUUUGUCUUCCUGAAGUUCUGAACCGUUUUCAAACCAACAUGGCUAUGCAAACACAUGACCAUUGUUGAGAUUUAAACUCUUUUGGUGGCUACAGGUGCUUGAAUUUUAAAGUGUUGAUCUUGUUUUAGCUGCUUUCUCCAAUAAGGACAUGAUUUAGAAUUCCCGAAAAAAUGUCAUCUGCUUCACCUGGAUAUUUUGGACAGAUUACAUGAUAGUUUUAACUUUAUUUGAAUUAACUGAAUACUGUACAGUCUGGAUUUCCAAUAUGAUUGACAUCGCUUGGGAAAUCCACUAAAACGUUGUCCGAAUGCAGUGAAAAAGUCAGAUGAGAUUCCUAAUAUAUUGCACUUAGUUCAGUUUGGUAACAUGCUCAAAAAACUAAAUGAUGGGCUGCUUGUCUAUGUCCUAAUGUGUUUUGAUUUUUGUUUUUUUGUGCAUUAUCUGUUCUGAUUUCGUUAGUUUGUGACCGAUGUAAUUUCAAACUUGAAAUUGGUUAAGACUAGCAUCAAGUCACCUGUACAUAUGGGGAAAACCCCUCAUUUUAUACUCUGCUUUUGCAUUUUAUUAUCUGUCUUUCAAAAUACAUCGGCUUCUGGUCACUGAGUAACAUGUUGCAUAUAUGUUGCAUAUAUAUGUAUGUAUGUAUGUAUAUAUGUAUAUUUUAACUCAUUUGUGCUCUGUUGCCGUCAAGAUAUGCAGUUUUUAAGAAAUGAAUAUGUACGGUUACUUGUCUAGUGCCUCAGCCUUUGUGCCUCUUUAAUUAAGGCCAUACAUUUUGGGAGUGCCCACUGUGUGAGAGAGUGAAUGGCAAGAUCACUAAAAGUGCUGUGGAUCUGAUUUCAUUAGGUAGUGUAUGGACUUACUGCCUCAUAUUUCAUGCAUUCUAAUGUAAAGUUACCAUUUUUAA
Messenger RNA from Xyrauchen texanus (razorback sucker), 2099 nucleotides. It is a transcript of the gene stx4, whose product is annotated as syntaxin 4. Bases 268 to 1161 code for a protein of 297 amino acids. The record is from RefSeq and is a predicted model, not a curated record. The transcript has 11 exons. Lineage: Eukaryota; Metazoa; Chordata; Actinopteri; Cypriniformes; Catostomidae. Gene Ontology annotation, biological process: vesicle fusion; exocytosis; intracellular protein transport. Gene Ontology annotation, cellular component: plasma membrane; endomembrane system; SNARE complex. Gene Ontology annotation, molecular function: SNAP receptor activity; SNARE binding.